AUGGUUACUCGCAGAGCUACUCACGCUGGGUCAUGGUACACAGACAAAGGGCCAGCCCUUUCACAGCAACUCGAUGGCUGGCUGGCAGAUGUACCAAGCUCCAUAACCCCUGUGGGCACUGCAUCCUCGCAGGCAGGUGAUAUUUCUGUACCAACACAGAAUGCCCGAGCUAUCAUCGGACCGCAUGCUGGAUACUCUUACUCCGGGCCUGCCGCUGCAUGGGCUUACAAGACGGUUGACUGGGCUAAUGCUAAACGUGUCUUCCUUCUGUUUCCUUCCCACCACUACUACCUCUCCGGCGCUGCAACCACAGGAUGCAGCAAGUACGCUACGCCGAUCGGUGAUCUCACCAUAGACACUGCACUGGUCAAGCAGAUACAGGAGGAAUGGAAGCUCGAGGUCAUGAAUAAAGGUGUCGACGAGGACGAGCACAGCUCGGAGAUGCACCUCCCGUACAUCUACAAGAUGCUGUCACUAAAGAAUACAAGCUUCCGGUCGAAUCCAACUUCAGUACCACUGGUCCCGAUCAUGGUUGGCAACACGGACGCCCGCGCGGAAGCCCACUACGGCUCUCUCCUCGCCCCCUACCUUGCUGAUCCGAGCAACAUCUUCGUCAUAUCCUCCGAUUUCUGCCACUGGGGCUCCCGCUUCAGAUACACAUACUACCAGCCACCUGACAGCUCGGCUGCGAUCGACCUGAAGUCUAACUCGCGGGUUGCAAGCGACUACCCCAUUCACGAGAGUAUUGCAGCAGUGGAUAAGGAGAGUAUGGAUGCGGUCGAGAGUGGGUCGCACAGCGAGUUCUUGCAGCAACUGAAGGAUACGGGGAAUACAGUGUGUGGCAGACAUCCUAUUGGCGUGUUCCUGGCUGCUGUGGAGCAUGCCGAGGGCCUGGGUGAGGGCAAAGGACGGUUCAAGUUCGUGAGGUAUGAGAGGAGCAGUUUGGUGGAGGAUAUCCGCGACAGCAGCGUCUCGUAUGCGAGCGCAUUUGCAGUCUUGUGAGGCUCCGUGUGAACGAGAUGGUCGGUGUGCACGAAUGAGACAGCAUGGGCACGAGAUGUCCUGCUAAACUCUUCAUGGAAUGCGAUCAAUUUAUGGACAAGCAUUUGGUUUUAGAACGCUAUCAAUUUCCCCUUGUUACGCCCAACAGAUUACCAUCCACUGGAAAGUA
Molecule: messenger RNA, 1171 nt
Organism: Boeremia exigua
Lineage: Eukaryota; Fungi; Ascomycota; Dothideomycetes; Pleosporales; Didymellaceae
Product: MEMO1 family
Exons: 4
Coding region: 1-1002 (333 amino acids)
Source: RefSeq, a predicted model, not a curated record